This is a messenger RNA of Apis laboriosa (Himalayan honeybee), 6464 nucleotides long. RefSeq names its product transcription factor stalky-like. The transcript is spliced from 8 exons. The record is from RefSeq and is a predicted model, not a curated record. NCBI's taxonomy places the organism in Eukaryota, Metazoa, Arthropoda, Insecta, Hymenoptera, Apidae. Gene Ontology annotation, molecular function: RNA polymerase II cis-regulatory region sequence-specific DNA binding; DNA-binding transcription factor activity, RNA polymerase II-specific; zinc ion binding. Gene Ontology annotation, biological process: positive regulation of transcription by RNA polymerase II; cell fate commitment; negative regulation of transcription by RNA polymerase II. Bases 346 to 2112 code for a protein of 588 amino acids. Gene Ontology annotation, cellular component: nucleus.
GGCAGGAGAUGGCGUAGCAUUUGAUUGUGAACCUGAUUCUUCACUAAUCUUGAAGAUAGAAAUGAUUGUCAACGCCUCCUAGUGAGCAGGAUUGUAAAAAGGAAGUUGAAGAAACAUUUAUUUCUUUAUAGUCUCCAUUCUAUAUACAAGUAUAACUGUAUGACCGUGUGUACUGUGCCGCUGACAAUGAGCCGCGGCGGUGACUGUGAUAAGUGAUCGCGUACCCUUCCUCGUCGCUAAACGCGUAGUGGCAGUGGAGAAAGAUAGUACGUCGACCAAGAAAAGAGUCUACCUCUUGAUGACUCGCGCUUUACGCAAGGCGCAACGUAGCCGGAGCUCACAAUUAUGUUCGAUGUACCGCCCAAGUUCUACGAGCUGUGUCGCCUUUGUUUAUCGUCGGACGGUGUCAAAUUGUCCAUAUUCGAAGAGGAAGGCGCCCAGCGAAAUUUCGCCGAUAAGAUAUUAACGUGCCUCUCGAUUACGGUAAAAGAUGGAGAUUCUUUACCACCAAUCAUUUGUCACCGAUGUGUGUAUAAAUUGGAUGUACUGCACAACUUCCGUGAAGUGUCACACAAAUCUGAUGUCAUACUCAAACAGUACCUGGAUUAUGCCAAGCAGUUAUCAUCACAUGAUGAUCAGAAAAAAUCUUUCUCCACUGCCAAAGUAGCAGGAUUAAGUCCGCUACAGUCAUUUCUCCAAUUGAACAAAACAUUGUUCAAUGAGGAGCCUAACUCUCCGGCCAGCAUUAAUCAAAACGUUAUACCUCAGACUCAAACACAUCAUUUGGAAUUGUGCACCAAUGACAUGCCUGAGCAUGAUAACAUUAAGUGUGAACCAGAAGAUGAUACAUGUUCAAAUAGUUCUGAUCCAGAUAGAUUAGAAAUAGAAGAUCGGGAUGAGCAAGAUACUGAGGGGGAAGAAAAUGGUUAUGAUAUGACCAUUAAUAAGAGAAUGAAAGUAGAAACAAAUUAUGAGGAAUCAAAAACAAGUACCCCCAAUCGUAGUCCAGUGAAUAGAAUGGAUACACCAGAAAGCAAUUGUUCAGAUACAAAUAUUGAUCAGGAAACAACAAAAUUAUGGCAAGCAUUAGCAAACAAUAGGAGUUUAGAGAUUACCAGGACAAAUGGUGACAAAUUAAAUAAUGGAUUCACUGGCGAGGCAACUAAUUUGUUGCGUUCUUUAAUCAACAAUAGGCAAAUUGGUAUUACUGCAAUUGAUUCUGACAGAAUAUCACCACAAAUUAGGUUUUACAGAGAUACUCAAGGAACAACAAUUGAACGCACUAUACCCGACUGUUCUCUACUCGGCAACCGUACUAAUGUGUCGUGUAUAGAAAAUAAGGGUACGUCUGUGGACAGUAAUCCGUCUAGCCCUGCCAGUGUUGGUCGAAAGGAAACUAAGGGUCGUAGAAAACAAAGUUAUCCUAGCAAAGCUCCCAUGAGUCCAGAUGUCGUUAAUUAUCAACAUGAAUCUAAUGAAGAACAAGCACAAGAUUUUACAACAUGGUCAAAUAAAAUGAAGGGGAAGGUAGAGGACCAAAAACAACAAUUUGAUCAACAUAGUGGUAACAUAGCGAAAAAGGUUGAUAUGUCUUGCACAAAUUGCGGCACUAUGACUACAACUAUUUGGAGAAGAAAUAUGAAAGGAGAAAUGGUUUGUAAUGCUUGCGGACUUUAUUACAAACUUCAUGGAGUAAAUCGUCCAGUUACCAUGCGAAGGGAUACGAUACACACGCGUAGACGUAGACCUAAAGGUGAAAAACCAACAAGGCAUAGAAAAAAAGGUGAUUCAAUUUUGGUACCACAAUCGGAACAGAUGGAUGCAGAAAGUGCAGACAUGUUAGCAGCCCUUCGGCGACAAAUUCAGCCUCAUUUAAUGAUGGCAGCCUUAACACCACCACGUAUACCUGGUGCUCAUCCACCAGCUCCUACCGCUCAACUUAAUUAUUCUCUUCCUUUACCUAGUUACAUGAUGCAUCAUGUGAAAGCAGAAGGACGAGAACAAUGUCAUUUAUCUACGGACAUAGAAGAAACAGAAGAAGGAGAUGCAGAGAACGUCUCGGAUGUACCAUUAAACUUAGUUGCGACGUCAUUAUCCGAAGAAGCACACUGAAAUCAUUUUGACCAGCUUUAGAACGACGUUGCUAUAGGUAUAUAUAUACAUAUAUAUAUAUAUAUAUAUAUACAUAACAAAGAAUCUCUAGACAGAAUAGUCUGUCCGGUGAUACACAGGGUGUAAAAGACGAGAUUAUUCUCCUUCUUUUUUCUGCCUCUGUCGUCCAUGAUCCUCUUUUUGGACUCUCCUUUUUUCUCUUUUUCUCUUUUCCACGGUCUUGAGAAUUUUGAGAUGGUAGAAUAUUGGGAUGUGUAUUUAUCCCUUGAGCUACCAAGCCCGUGGUGCAGAGCGCACGAAGGAACGAUGAUAUUAAAUACGCAGUAUUAAUUACGUGGUUAUUCAAAAUAUGUACAUAUAUAUACACGAAUACGAAGAAUAUUUUUAUACAAAAUUUUCUACGCUUGCAGCUAUAGAGAGCGACGGGCGAUCGUUGUACAUACACGCGCAAAUUGUUCUUUCGGUGUCGCACGUAUUUUACGCAUUAAAAGGAAUGGUGGUCGUUGUCUGUUUUCUUAGUGAUGUAAGAAAGUCAAUCACCAGUGAAAGUUUUUAGAACGGUGCUAGAUUACUGUUCGGAAAGGCUUAGAAAUAAAGAAGAAACAAAAAAAAAAAAAAUGAUUUGUCACUAAAAGAUUAGUGAACAAAAUUUAACCGUUUUGUUCCACGGGCUUUUAGCUGUCAGUGAUGUUACAAUUGCAAAUAAUCUUGUUUUGCGUAAUAUUUAAAUUAAAAAACGUCCCAACCGAACUUAACUAGUGAAUAAAAUCUAUUUUUCAAUUGAUUUUAAUAACGAAUGAAAACUUAUUAUUUGUUUAAUUAAAACUGGAAAAAAGGAAAAUAUUAAUGGAACAGAAAACGGUUGCACGAUGUGACAAAUGUUCAUUAAAAAAAAAAUAUCAUAUAGAAAAAGUUAGAAUCAUAAAGGGAAAAUAAUAUGUUCUCGGUAAUUUGAGCUUUGUCAAAUUACAUUUUAGUAUAAUUUUUAAACAUCAUACUCUAGUGGCCUUUCAACAAUUUAUCUCCUUUCUCUUCCCUUUUUAGCUCUUAUUGCAGUAAGAAGUGCAGAUAAUUUACUUACAGAUACAAUCUUAAUUUAGAUGAUGUAGAUUACUUUUUUACGUGAGCACGAGACUGCCGGUAUAAACACAUUUAAAUACUCUUUCUAUCAUUUAUGUAUUUUGUUCUCCCCUCUCCCCCCCUUUUUUUCUAUGUGUUGGAAAGCUAUUUGAUUGUUCAUACAGUCAUCAAUAAUUUGUACUUAAUAGACAAAGCAGCACACCACCAUAUAAGCUAAGACCCCGAAAGCAAUAAAAAACGCGAUGGUACGUAGGAUAGAUUGUCGUCAUACAAUACUCGUUUGCGUGCUCUCUCGACGACAAUUUAAACAUACAAGAAUUUCAGGAACUAAUAUUUAGAUAACAUUCAUUUAUAUGCCGGACGUUAAAAAUAACAAAUUUUAUUGCUCCAUAAUUGCUGUAGAUAUAUUCACAUAAUCUCUUUUUAAAUUUCUUCCUUAACUCUAUUCACUUUAUUUUAUUUCUUUUUUAUACUAUUCAAAAAAAGAAAAGAAGAAAAUUAGAAAUAUUUUGGUGUAGAUAAACGAAAUUAUUCGUUUCUUUCUAAGGGUUAUCACUGAUCUCUUUUUUCCAGAAUGUACAGAUCACACAUUAAUAAACAGGUAUUAAGCAACCCUAAAUACCACAUAAUACGAUGGCCAGUGCAUCUACUCAUGUAUCGUUAUAUCUAACAUUAUAUACCUAAACAACUUUGCCAAAAAUAGAUUUAGUCUAUGUAACAUAGAGUAUAGUUAAGGGCAUGCGAUAAAAAUUAACAUUUUAUCUUUCUCUUUUACAACUUCAUAUACAGCAUUUACAUAUUUCUUCUUUAUUUUUCUUUCUCUUCUUACAGCUUUUCUUAUCAGUGAUAUCUCUUGGUAUACUACUGCUUUAUAGAAUUUUUAAAUUCACUUACAGUAAUUAAUGGAGCAACUUAGUUUUAGUCGUUAUCAAAGGAGCCUUAUAAACACACUCGUAUAAAUAUAUAUACACGCGCGCAUACAAGCGCGAUACAUACAUUUUACACUUUCACUCAUACACAUAUUGCAUAAAUACAUUUUUUCUUACACUUAUAUACGAGUAUAAACGAUACCAUCAAUCAAUGCUAUUCCUUAUUUUCAAUAUUAUAAUAAAAAAAUAUUUCUUUUACGCAUAUUAUAAUUAAAACAUUAAUAUUAUAUUUACAUUUUCAUUCAAUAUUUUUAUUAAUGAAUAAUAGAACGCAUAACAAAAAGAGUAAACAGUAACCAUUUUCUAUUUAACUAUCGUAAUCUGUUUUCAUUUUAUAAAUAUGAAUAGCAUUGAAAAAAUGGUAUCUUUACAUUGAUAACAUCAUUUAUUUGAGAAAGAGGCAUAAACUAUGAAGAAAUUUUACAUAAUUGCGAUCCAAAUAACAGAUUGCUUAACUUUUUUCUCGUACGUCGAAACGAUCCUUCCAUUUAGUACGUAUUUGAUAUACUUCCUGUUUCCCAAACAGGUAACAUAUCUUUUAAAUAAGUCUCGACAAAUGACUAUGUUUUAUAUUUAAUUUACAUUUACAUGUAUAACAAAUUUGUAAAUAUCAAAAUAUUCAAAAUUUAAUUGUCUUUUUUCCAGAUAUAAUGCAUAAUUUUAACUUGUGACUAUGUAUAGUUAAAAAAAUAUUCUGUUUUAAGUAAAAUACUUAUUUAAAAGAUACGUGAUACACAUUUAGGCUUAACAUCUUAACUAGGAAAUGAAAUCGAAAAUUAAUCGGUUGAUAAAGUACACAGAGCUUGACUUCUCUCGGUCAAGCUAUAGAUUGCCAGUUUUUAAAUUCUGUUGACAGAACAGUGUAGAAUACCAUUUUUAAAUGUACCAUACGUGAAGAGAAUGAACUUAUUUAUGAAAUAACAUUGAUAAAAGAAAAUGAAAGCAAUGGACAGUUACUUCGUUAGGCAUUUUUUUUUCUCUCAGUUAUAAAUAUUUAGCUCGUGGUAGCUUGUUAAAUAACAGAAAAGCAUAACUAUCCUUAUAUAUUUUUUUUUUAAUUAUUAUUAUUAUUAUUAUUAUUAUAAUAAUUAUUAUUAUUAUUAUUAUUAUUAUUACCAUCGUAGACGCGUAAGUAGAAUUAGGUUUGAGCUCUCUACUAAUUCUGAAACUAGAAGAUAUUUUUUAUAAUUAUUAGAAUCGAGAAAUCGAGUAUUGCUAUUAUAUAUAUAUAUAUAAAUAUAUAUAAAUAUUAUUGAUAUCGAUUUGAUUUAAACAUUAAUGAUAAAAUUUUUUUUUAAAUAAGAUUUAGUUGCAAGACCGCCACUCGACAAAGUUCGUUUUUUUAAUAAUAAUGAACAAAAGAAAAAAAAGCUGAGGCUUCUUAUAGAUUUUUUUUUUUUUUAUGUAUCAGUAUUCUACGCGUUUGACUUUAGCUGUUAAGAGUUUUAACCACACUACUUAAAGGAAUCCCCGAUGGCGAGAUUUGUCUUACUUAAUUAUUAAAUUAUUUAGUUAUCUUCCCUUUCGAAUCCCUCCCAUGUCCCAUUACCCCUAUUCCCCCCCCCCUUCUCCCUUCCCCCUUCGUCCCUGUUUUGUACGUCUAUUUUUACACAAACAAUCCUUCCCUGAAUAAUUAUUUAAACUAUAAUUUAUUGUAUUCACCGUUUUUUGCACCAACGUUUAUGUAAGACAUAUUUUUUGGCAACGACUGGCUUAAUUUAUUGUUUCUUACAUUACUUUAUACGAGUUUCGCUCUUUUUUUCUUUUCUCUUCUUUUUUUUUUUUUUUUUUCUUUUCUUCUUUUUUGUAAAAAAAAAAAGAGAAAUAAAACAAUACAAACAUACGUUAGUUAGUAAUGAUCAGGCACUGCGCGUAUGGUCAUUCCCUCCUUUUCUGCGAGAUACACUCGGUUUUAAUGCGGUACGAGAUGCGGACGGUCAAUGCUUUAGGUGCCUUCACCUGGAGAUUUCGUUGAAUACAGAUGCUCACGUGCACGCGAGUAUAGAUACAUUUAUUGUAACGAAAAUCGUUUUUAUUUUCGAUCCAUCAGCUUUUCUCUUCAGCUUGCGAAACGUGCCUCUACGAAUUUAUAUUUCUUCGAUUUUUAAUCGCUUGUUAAAUCGGUACAAAAAGAAAAAAGAGAGAGAGAGAAAGAAAGUAAAUAGCGAUUUUAUAACUUAAUUACCGGCGAUGUAAUCCCGGAUAUGUAAUCGUGUACAAUGGAGUGGAGUUAAAGCUAUGGAUCGAAAGUAGACAAGAUCAGCCCGAGAUGCUUCGUCAUCACGAACAAAUCUUCGUACGAUAAGAAGAAGAAAGCUGUUUUUUUUUUUUUUUUUUUUUUUU